AUGGAGCAUCCAUACAACCCAUACAAAAUCCCUCAAGACAUUGAGGCGAGCGCCUGCUUCAGAAGAGGCACCUACAUCGAGCUGUCGACGGGCGUGCUGCGCCGUGUGGAGGACAUACGCACCGAGGAUUUCAUUCAGUCGGCGUUGCGUUGUCCGGAAUUCGACCUCAAGGAGGCGACGGUGGUCAAGAUAGAUAGGAGCUCAGAGCAUAUGAACAAGAUUACGUUUAGCUAUGAUAUGCAGCAUUUGAAGGUCACCAUGGAGGUGGCAUCGGCUCAUCCUUUAUUUGUGUAUGGCCAGGGCUGGGCAUCGUGCAACCCGCAAUUGAGUUUUGAUCUUUACGAGCUAAAGUGCCAGCAAUUGCAGGUCGGUGACAUUUGUCUUUCGCUGGUGGAGCGUGAGCAGCCACCACCGCCACCAGUGGAGGCUCUGGAUCUUCAGCCUGUUCCACUACUGGAAGCCCAGUGGACAAACUGUCAAUCUGUAGCACUGCCCCAGCAUCCGUAUCAAGUGUAUGCGGAGAUGGCAAAUCUUGUGGCAGCCUAUACACAACAUUUGAUUGGCAAAAUGGCAAAUUGACAAAUUAAUUCACUUAAUUCAUUUUUUAU
Drosophila arizonae is the source of this 608-nucleotide messenger RNA. It is a transcript of the gene Atx-1, whose product is annotated as Ataxin 1. Gene Ontology annotation, biological process: regulation of DNA-templated transcription. Gene Ontology annotation, molecular function: RNA binding; protein binding. The record is from RefSeq and is a predicted model, not a curated record. NCBI's taxonomy places the organism in Eukaryota, Metazoa, Arthropoda, Insecta, Diptera, Drosophilidae.